AAUAUGGUUUAUACUCAGGAGUAUUUGAAUAGCAUUAAAGUUUCAGGAUUGCCUAAUCAUGUUCUGAAACUAAAGAUUGGUACUCCUAUAAUGUUGCUUCGAAAUAUUGAUCCUAUCGGUGGUUUGUGUAAUGGAACAAGACUGUUGGUGACUCAAAUUGCCAAACAUGUUAUCCAAGCUAGACUUAUAACAGGAAAUAAUGUUGGUGAGAAAGUCCUCAUACCAAGAAUGUUUGUUUCUCCUCCUGAAGCAAGAUUCCCGUUUAGAAUGAGACGUAGACAGUUCCCUAUUGCUGUUGCUUUUGCAAUGACAAUAAAUAAAAGUCAAGGCCAGACUUUGCAAAGAAUUGGAUUGUUUUUGCCAAAACCAGUUUUCUCACAUGGUCAGUUGUAUGUUGCUGUUUCCAGGGUAACGUCAAGAGAUGGAUUAAGAAUUUUGAUCACAGAUGAGAAGGGAAUACCACAGAAAAAGACCUUAAAUGUCGUUUAUAAGGAGAUCUUUCAAAGUGUUGAAUUGUCAGACUGAUACUACUCAUCGCUUUUAUGCUUCUGUUUUAUAUUACAAGAGUCUGGUUUUGUUUUAGAGUUAACUCGGUUUUUCUUUUUGCCUAUGGCUUCUUUUUUGUAUUACAAUAUAUGAUCUGAUUUAGUUUUCGAGUAAAGUUAGUUUGUUUGGCUUUACGCUUCUCUUUUUUAUAUUACAAUUGUCUAUGUUUAUUAUUUACGAGUGAUUUUGUUUUGUAAUUGAGUUUUUAGUUUAUUUUCAUAAUAUGAAAAUAUUUGGUGUAUGAUCGAA
Brassica napus (rape) is the source of this 795-nucleotide messenger RNA. Its product is annotated as ATP-dependent DNA helicase PIF1-like. The record is from RefSeq and is a predicted model, not a curated record. The transcript has a single exon. NCBI's taxonomy places the organism in Eukaryota, Viridiplantae, Streptophyta, Magnoliopsida, Brassicales, Brassicaceae. The coding region runs from base 4 to 525 and encodes 173 amino acids.